Messenger RNA from Zophobas morio, 1217 nucleotides. Its product is annotated as dnaJ protein homolog 1-like. The transcript has a single exon. Gene Ontology annotation, cellular component: cytosol. Lineage: Eukaryota; Metazoa; Arthropoda; Insecta; Coleoptera; Tenebrionidae. The record is from RefSeq and is a predicted model, not a curated record. Bases 211 to 1140 code for a protein of 309 amino acids. Gene Ontology annotation, molecular function: protein-folding chaperone binding.
AUUCGUGUUUUGAGUGAAAACCAAAAUCAUCCUAACCUCAAGUUUUGACAGCACAUUUGGCACCAAAAACCUCCCUAAGCAAUGUUAUCGGUUGCAUUUUCGUACAACGUUGCCGGUUCAGGGGUCUUUUAAUUUUUGACCAGAUAAUGACGUCGUAUUCGCAUCUCCAAGAAAAAAACGUCAAAAUUUCAGUGACAACCUGUCAGCACGAUGGGUCGGGACUACUACAAAAUCCUGGGACUCAAACGCAACGCCACCGACGACGAAAUCAAGAAAGCGUAUAGAAGACUAGCCUUGCACAACCACCCCGACAAGAGCAAAUCUCCAGGUGCCGAAGACAAGUUCAAGGAGAUCGCCGAAGCCUACGAGGUACUAUCCGACAAGAAAAAACGUGAUAUUUAUGACACCUACGGCGAAGACGGGUUAAAAGGGGGCGUGCUGGGCCCCGGGGGCGGGCCAGAGAGCUUCAGCUACACCUUCCACGGGGACCCGCGGGCCACCUUCGCCCAGUUCUUCGGUAGCGCCGACCCCUUCGAAAGCUUCUUCGACCUGGACGACAACCCCUUCAACGUGUUCAUGGAGAUGCGCAAGCAGAAGCAGGACCCGCCGGUGGAGUACGACUUGAGCGUGUGCUUGGAGGACGUUCUGCACGGGUGCACCAAGACCAUCAAGAUCUCGAGGAACGUGGUGGAGAAUGGGGUGCGCACGCGGGAGGAGAAGAUGUUGACGAUUGUGGUGAAGCCGGGUUGGAAGGCUGGGACGAGGAUCACGUUCCCGAAGGAGGGGGACGUUUUGCCUGAUAGGGUGCCCGCGGACGUGGUUUUUAUUAUCAAGGAUAAGCCGCACCCCGUGUUUAAGCGGAGUGGAAGUGAUAUUUUGUUCACCGCGCAGAUUUCGCUUAAGCAGGCUUUGUGUGGCUGUUCGGUUAGUGUUCCUACUUUGAAUGAUAAAAGGGUGAAGUUGGAUUUUAGUGGGGAGAUAAUCAAGCCGAGUAGUGUGAAGAGGAUACUGGGGCUGGGGUUGCCGUUCCCGAAGGAAUCGUCCAGGAGGGGGGAUAUUGUGGUGGACUUUGAUAUCAAGUUUCCGGAGAAGUUGUCCCAAGUGGUGAAGAAUUUUGUUGGGGAUAAAUUUCCAGGGUAGCAAGGGAGAUUGUGAUAGUAGUGUUGUGACGACGAGAGUGAUAGUGGGUUUCUAUUUUAUUAAACGAAGUAGAAAAA